Messenger RNA from Lottia gigantea (owl limpet), 294 nucleotides. RefSeq lists its product as hypothetical. The annotation marks the transcript as partial. The record is from RefSeq and is a predicted model, not a curated record. Gene Ontology annotation, biological process: developmental process; regulation of transcription by RNA polymerase II. The transcript is spliced from 2 exons. Gene Ontology annotation, molecular function: DNA-binding transcription factor activity, RNA polymerase II-specific; RNA polymerase II transcription regulatory region sequence-specific DNA binding; protein dimerization activity. Lineage: Eukaryota; Metazoa; Mollusca; Gastropoda; Lottiidae.
GAACGAGGUACGGCGAAUGUUCGCGAGAGAAAACGAAUGCUAAGCAUUAAUUCAGCCUUUGAAGAAUUAAGAUGCCAUGUUCCUACUUUUCCUUAUGAAAAACGACUCUCAAAAAUUGACACACUGCGCCUGGCUAUAGCCUAUAUUUCAAUGUUAAGAGAUAUAUUACUUAGUGGGGAUGAUCCUUUAGAGUUUGUUGAAUCGUCAUUAAACGAGGGUCAAAAUAAAGCGGAUUGGAAUACAAGCGAUCUAACAGCAAGAUUAUCGUGGGUAAAAUGGGAAAGUCUCGGAGUU